CUUGUUUUUCCUCCUCAGAGCAGAGCGGCUGCAGACACCGGCAGCAGCAGGUGAAGAGAGGCUGCAGGACGGAGCGGCUGAAGGACGGGAUGGAUGUCCGCCUGCGGGGACGUGACGCAGCAGCGCGGCGCUAGUGCGGGGAUCCUGCGCCUCUGCCACGGACGACCAUUCUGCGGUGCGUGAGCUGCGGGGCUCCCCUGUCGCCAAAUGGACGCGAGCGCGUGAGGGGAAUACUAAUGACCUGCGCGCUGCGUCCCGCCGAGGCGCGCCGCUGACGGUCACAGCAGAGCCGAUCGAUCAUCCGGAGCGCGCCGGACCCGCGCGCGCGCAGCUCCAGAGGGAUUUCUACGCGGAAUUAAUGAACUGAUUUUUUUUUUCCUGCCAAAAUGGGCAACAGUUUCUCCAACAUCUCCGCCUUCCAGUCGCUUCACAUCGUCAUGCUGGGCUUGGACUCCGCCGGGAAAACCACGGUUCUCUACAGACUCAAAUUCAACGAGUUCGUCAACACGGUGCCCACGAUCGGCUUCAACACCGAGAAGAUCAAGCUGAGCAACGGCACCGCCAAGGGCAUCAGCUGUCACUUCUGGGACGUCGGCGGCCAGGAGAAGCUGAGGCCGCUGUGGAAGUCCUACAGCCGCUGCACGGACGGCAUCAUCUACGUGGUGGACUCGGUGGACGUGGACCGGCUGGAGGAGGCCAAGACGGAGCUGCAUAAGGUCACCAAGUUCGCGGAGAACCAGGGCACGCCGCUGCUGGUCAUCGCCAACAAGCAGGACCUGCCCAAGUCCCUGCCGGUGGCGGACAUCGAGAAGCAGCUGGCCCUGCACGAGCUGACGCCCUCCACCACCUACCACGUCCAGCCCGCGUGCGCCAUCAUUGGUGAGGGCCUGCACGAGGGCAUGGACAAGCUGUACGAGAUGAUCGUGAAGAGGAGGAAGUCCCUGAAGCAGAAGAAGAAGCGGUAGCGGAGGCUGAGCUGGACUGGAGCAGCCUUUCUCAAACGGGUUUACUUUGCAGUGAUCUUCCUCUUCCAUCCUCUGGAUUGAAGCUCCUGAAGCUGUGAAGCCCCUGAUGCUGGACUGAAGCUGCUGCUGCUGCAGGACUGAAGCUUCUGCAGGAGGGGCUUCAUGGAUGAAGCUUCUGAAGCCUCUGCUACAGGAGGGGCUGCAGGACUGGAGCUUCUGAAGCUGUGAAGCUUCUGCUGCAGGACUGAAGCUUCUGCAGGAGGGGCUUCAUGAAUGAAGCUUCUGGAGAUUGAAGCCCCUGCUGCAGCAGGAGGGGCUACAGGACUGAAGAUUCUGAAGCUGUAAAGCUGCUGCUGCAGGGAAGCCGCAGGACUGAAGCUAUGAAGCCUCUGCUGGAAGACAGAAGCUUCUGCAGGAGAGGCUUCAUGGAUGAAGCUUCUGAAGCUACAGGAGGGGCUGCAGGACUGAAGCUGUGAAGCUUCUGUUGCAGGACUGAACAAAACACCAAAAAAUAAGAAAACAUUGGAGAUUCCUUCAGAUCCUGGAAAAAAAAAAAAAAGCAGGCUGGCCCGCUUUAGUUGGAUCCUGAAGAAGCUGCGGCUCACUUUGCUCUUCUUUUCAAGACUGUUAGUUUUGGUUUGCAUCCACAGGAGGUCUUUGUGGAAUCACAAGUUUGAUUUUGCACGUAGCUUGGGCCCCCGGCCCCCCGCUCCCCACCCAAACGGACGUGUGUGGUACGAGCUGGGUGUCAUUCAGACUUUCUGGAGCAAUGAAGUAGCCUUCUUCCCUCUGCAUGGUGGACAGGGGACCAUGUCCACUACUUUGCACUUUUCAUUUGCUUACAGACAGUAGAAAACGACAUUGUAUUCAUGAAAGGAGCAGAUCCAGGUUGUUUGUGUACCAAGCCAAAAUUGAAGUAUUUUUUGGAAUAUUAAACGAUUUUAAACCCAA
Molecule: messenger RNA, 1916 nt
Organism: Oryzias melastigma (Indian medaka)
Lineage: Eukaryota; Metazoa; Chordata; Actinopteri; Beloniformes; Adrianichthyidae
Product: ADP-ribosylation factor-like protein 4C
Exons: 1
Coding region: 387-965 (192 amino acids)
Biological process (GO): intracellular protein transport; endocytic recycling
Cellular component (GO): cytoplasm
Molecular function (GO): GTP binding; GTPase activity
Source: RefSeq, a predicted model, not a curated record